Molecule: messenger RNA, 835 nt
Organism: Trematomus bernacchii (emerald rockcod)
Lineage: Eukaryota; Metazoa; Chordata; Actinopteri; Perciformes; Nototheniidae
Product: nuclear GTPase SLIP-GC-like
Exons: 7
Coding region: 1-732 (243 amino acids)
Molecular function (GO): GTPase activity
Source: RefSeq, a predicted model, not a curated record
AUGUCCUCUGCGCAGCUGGUUCAAAGCCCGGAAUGGGCUGAAGACUUAUCUGCAGAAUUUGUCAAAUACACUGGAAGUGAGUCAAAAGAGGAAGAUGCUAAAGACGUGAAGAAGUGCUAUUGGCCACUGGUGAAGUGUGUGACUGUCAGGGGGCCGAAGAAGGGUCUUCUCCAGCACGUCACACUUGUGGAUCUUCCUGGAAACCGGGACCGUAACAAGACCAGAGACACAAUCUGGAAAAAGGUUGUUGGAAGUUGUUCUACUGUGUGGAUUGUGGCUGAGAUCAAUCGAGCAGCUUCUGAAAAAGAAUCCUGGGAGAUCCUGGAAGAAUCCUGCAGCCUCAUGGGAAAUGGUCGCGAGUGUCAGCAGAUUCAUUUGAUCUGCACCAAGUCUGAUAGUCUUGGAGGUUCAGAUGAUCAGUCAGCAGCUGAUGUUCGUGCUCUGAUACUAAAACAAAACGAGCAAGCCAAGAUAGACGUGAAGGCAGAAUUCAGCAAACUAAAAGACGUUAAGAAACAAUUCAGUGAGGAAUGUUUCAAAGUUUUCACAGUGAGCUCCAAAGAGUUGAUGAAAAAGAAACGUCUGGAUCCAGAUGACACAUGUGAUUCAAUUCUCCAGGAAUUCCUGCAAGAUCUCAACAACUGGCAGACAUGGAACUAUGUGUCUGGAGCUCUGGGGGUUCUCUCUCUGAUUCAGGCAGCCAGCAGCAGAGAGAGAGGAACAUCAAGCUGACAUAAAGACGGCUGUGUCCAUAGGACUUGAAGAGAAGCUGAGUCAUGAACUUGAUCAAGUCAGGGAACCCAUGGACCCUUAUGGCUUUUGAAAGAUGUCUCAG